Molecule: messenger RNA, 354 nt
Organism: Purpureocillium takamizusanense
Lineage: Eukaryota; Fungi; Ascomycota; Sordariomycetes; Hypocreales; Ophiocordycipitaceae
Exons: 1
Coding region: 1-354 (117 amino acids)
Source: RefSeq, a predicted model, not a curated record
AUGCACCGUCGCGUCGGUCCAAAGACGGAGUCUUACGCCAAGCGGAUGCCCGUCUCCGUGACGACGACGUACACCGACUGGACCGAGCUGUCUGCCAUCGAUCCGGGUCACUUGCCGGCUCCUACGUCGGGCUUCGUCACCACUAUCACCGCACCGGACGGCAACAUCCCUUGCGGCAAUGUCCAGCCUUGCGGGCACCCGGCCAGCGGCAACACGUUUUACGACAACGGAGCGAGCAUCCGGACGGGCUGGAGCACGCCGCUCAUUCCCAAUUGGAAAUACCCGGUCUUCACCAAACUGCCGAAGCCGACGUCGGGUUCCAGCACAUCUUCCUCAACGAGCUCUACAAGUUGA